AUGGAGGAAUUCGAAGGCCAUUCGGGUGGCGGCAAGAGGAAGUCGUGGCCGAAAGAUCGAUUCAUUGAUUUGGUGUUUUCAUGGUCAAUUCAAGAAAUCUUUGAUGAGAAUAUGUACAAAAAUCAGGUGGAGAAGAUUCCGGAGGAAUUCGAUAGUGUCGACAGGUACCUCGGUUCAUAUGUCUAUCCUUUACUAGAAGAAACUCGUGCAGAGCUUUCUUCGGCAAUGGAAACUGUGUACAAAGCACCUUUUGCCGAGGUAAUGUAUUUCGUGGAGGACAAAAGUGAUGCUUUUUUCUAUGAUGUUAGAGUUGACCACUGGAGGAAUAGCCAAAGUAACCGUGGUAAGGAGGCUUAUAGAACCUUGCCCGGUGAUAUUAUUCUCGUCUCAAACAUGAAACCCGAAACAGCUUGUGAUUUGGAACGUGCCGGAUGGGCUUAUACAUUUGCUUGUGUAACAAAAAUCCCGGAGGACGAGGGCAAUGAUGGUAGCACAUCAUGCAAUUUUAAGGUUAGGAUGGCCGAGCACGUUGAUACGGAUGGGCUCUAUGUGGUUUUCUUGAUGAAUGUCUCCACACAGAAGAGAAUUUGGAAUGCACUCGGAAUGCGCCGGAAUCUGAGGAUCAUCGAGAAAGUAAUAUCCAGAGACGACAUGGUUGAGAAAACUUGUGAACUCUGCCUGUUCAAAUACAAUAUCAACAUAGAAGAAAAGCUCGAGCAAACAUUUACGUCCAAGUUGAACGAAUCACAACUAGAGGCAAUUUCCGCAUCUCUAUCCAAAGUUCACUGCAACCACACUUCAUCAAUUGAGCUCAUGUGGGGUCCACCGGGGACUGGCAAAACUACUACCUUGAGUGUCUUGCUGUAUGCUCUCCUGAAAAUGAAUGUGAGGACUCUGGUUUGUGCCCCGACGAAUAUUGCCAUCACAGAAUUGGCUUCGCGGGUUAUAGCACUCAUGAGAAAUUCAGUUGAAUCCAAAUCCGAGAAGAACUUUCGGUUUUGUUCGUUGGGAGAAAUCCUUAUUUUUGGAAACAAAGACCGUCUGAAAAUUGGCUCGGAGAUUGAGGAAAUCUUCUUAGAGUACCGUGUUAAAAGAAUUCUCGAGUGCUUAGUAUCAUACACAGGGUGGCAAAAAUGCGUGUCGUCAAUGCUCGAUUUUCUCGAGGAUUGUGUUUCUCAGCAUCAGAUCUUCUUGGAGAACGAGCUAAUUAAAGCAAGAGAAAGUACAGAAGAAGAAGAAGAAGAAGAAGUUCAAAAGCCUCCAUCCAUGUCCCUUCUUGAGUUUGCUCGAGAUCGAUUUCCACAUAUUGCAAAAUCUCUGAGAAGAUGCAUGCAGAUAUUCUUAACACAUUUACCUAGAAGAUCCUAUCAUGAGCAAACCUUUAAAAACAUGGAGCAAGUAAUAUUCCAUCUCGACGCGAUUGAGAAUUCGCUGUUUGCAGACGCGAGUAUGACAUCUAAUGAAUUGGAGAGUGUCUUUCUACAAAAGGUCGUGCCUUUUCCCGAGUCGCUGGUCGAUACAUCAUCGUUAGUGCAUGCAAGAAGCCAGUGUUUGUCUAUCCUAAAAUCCCUUAAUGUGUCUCUUGGUGCACUUGGGCUUCGUAUUCUCACUAGUAAAUAUUCGGCCGAAGAGUUCUGUUUCCAGAGGGCAUCGUUAAUUUUCUGCACCACAUCAUCUUCGUAUAAGCUACACUCGUUUGAUAUGGAGCCAUUUAACUUAUUGGUCAUUGAUGAAGCUGCUCAAGUAAAAGAAAGCGAGUCGAUUAUAGCACUCCAGGUCUCGGAUGUUGGGCAUGCUAUUUUAGUUGGUGACGAGUGGCAAUUACCUGCUACGGUUAAGAGUAAGCUGUCUGAAGAUGCUGGGUUUGGCCGAAGUUUGUUUGAGAGACUGAGCUCACUGGGACACUCUAAGCAUCUGCUUAAUGUGCAAUACAGGAUGCAUCCAUCUAUAAGCCGUUUUCCAAACUCGAAUUUUUAUCUGAACCAGAUAUUAGAUGCACCUUAUGUGAAGAGUCCAACCUAUGAAAGACGAUUUCUGCAAGGGAGAAUGUUUGGUCCAUAUUCUUUCAUAAAUGUUCGUGGAGGAAAAGAAGAAUUAGAUGAUGUUGGGCACAGCCGAAGAAACAUGGUUGAGGUAGCUGUAAUUGUGAAAUUAGUGCAAAAGCUCUAUAAAGCAUGGGAUGGCUCAAAUGAGAGUCUUAGCAUCGGCUUGAUUUCACCCUACGCUGCGCAAGUUGCUGCAAUUCGUGAUAGGCUUCAUCAGAAGUACGAAAACCUAAACAGGUUUACGGUAAAAGUGAAAUCUGUUGAUGGCUUUCAAGGUGGCGAAGAAGACAUAAUAAUUAUAUCAACUGUGAGGUCCCAUUCUGGUGGGUCCAUCGGUUUCUUGUCUAGUUCUCAAAGAACCAAUGUUGCUUUAACAAGAGCUCGACAUAAUCUCUGGAUUUUAGGCAAUGAAAGAACUCUGAGUAAAAGUGACUCAGUUUGGGAAGCACUGCUAUGUGAUGCUAAGAGCCGCAAAUGUUUUUUCAAUGCCGAUGAAGAUGAUGACAUUGGAAAAACCAUUAUAAAUGUUAAGAAAGAGUUGCAGCAACUUGACGAUCUUCUUAACGGAGAUAGUAUACUUUUCCAAAAUUCAAGAUGGAAGGUUUUAUUCAGUGAUAACUUUCGAAAGUCAUUCCAGAGACUGAAACCUUCGAAUGUUAAGAAGCUAGCCAUAAAUAUUUUGCUUAAGCUUGCAAGUGGUUGGAGGCCGAAGAAAGUAAACGUGGAUUGGGAGUGCAAGAACUCUUCGUAUAUCGUGAAGCAAUUCAAGGUUGAAAAAUACUUUGUUGUUUGCUCCAUCGAUAUAUCUAAGGACUCCAUCUAUUUCCAAGUUUUCAAAGUGUGGGACAUAUUGCCUAUUGCCGAGACCUCAAAGUUGUUGAAUCGUCUUGACAGCAUAUUCGCAAUGUACACAGAUGACUUCAUCAAACACUGCAAUGAGAAAUUGUUCGAAGGAAAUCUUGAGAUUCCAAGAAGUUGGUCAGUUUCAAAGGAUAUAAUUCGUUACAAGAAUUCCAAUAAUGCCAACUUUAACACGACUGCAAGUGCCAGUGCGAAUGAUGGUAGAACUUUUGUCGAGAAUUCAAAAGUGAACGAGAGCUUACUGCUGAUGAAAUUCUACUCACUUUCAUCGGGAAUCGUGAAUCAUUUGCUUACUGAUGCUGAGGGCCGAGAAGUGGAUCUCCCAUUUGAGGUUACUGACGAGGAGCGUGAGAUAAUAAUGUUCUCCAGAAGCAGCUUCAUACUUGGUAGAUCUGGCACCGGGAAGACGACUGUUUUGACUAUGAAGCUGUACCAAAAGCUUCAACAAUAUGUCAUCACAUCACAUGAAUCUGUGGGAGCUAAUGAAGGAGCUGAUUCUGAAUCUGUGGAAUCUCCCACACUGCACCAGCUUUUUGUGACCGUGAGCCCAAAACUGUGUUUUGCUGUCAAAAAGCAUGUUACUCAGCUGAAGAGUUUUGCUAGUGGAAACCUUGUUGGGAGCAUCACUGAUAUGGAUGAAAUUGAUGAAUUGGCUGAGUUUAAAGAUAUUCCGGACACAUUUGUUGGUAUUCAGCCAGAAAAGUACCCUCUAAUCAUCACAUUUCAUAAGUUUCUAAUGAUGCUUGAUGGUACUUUGGGUAACUCGUAUUUUGAGAGGUUUCGUGAAGUGAGAGGUUCAUCUCAAUAUGACGGUGGAAGAUCGAUUGCUCUGCAGACUUUCAUUCGAAAAAAUGAGGUUACUUAUGACCGUUUUCGGGCCCUAUACUGGCCCCGUCUCAAUGAAAAGCUCACAAAGAAUCUUGAUCCAUCACGAGUUUUCAUUGAAAUAAUGUCUCACAUUAAAGGCGGACUGCAAGAAGGCGAAGCAUGCAAUGGAAGAAUAAGCCGGACAGAGUACUUAUCGUUAUCCGAAAGUAGGAUCUCGACUUUGACUGCUGAAAAGAGGGAGUUUGUAUAUGAUAUUUUCGAGGAUUAUGAGAAGAUGAAGCUGGAACGUGGUGAGUUUGAUCUUGCUGAUUUUGUGAUAGACAUUCACCUCCGACUCAAGAAUGAGAAUCUGUCGGGUGACAAAAUGGACUUUGUCUACAUUGAUGAAGUUCAAGACCUUACCAUGCGACAAAUUUCACUAUUCCAAUAUAUCUGCAAAAAUGUAGAUGAAGGCUUUGUUUUUUCGGGCGACACUGCCCAGACGAUUGCCAGGGGAAUUGAUUUUCGUUUCGAAGAUAUUCGAUCCUUGUUCUAUACCGAGUUUUUCAUGAAAUCUAGAAAUGGCGAUUUUCGAGGAAAAAGAGAAAAGGGGCAUAUAUCGGAUAUAUUUUGUUUAUCCCAGAAUUUUCGUACUCAUACAGGAGUACUUAGGUUAGCCCACAGUGUCAUAGAUAUUAUUUGCCAUUUUUUCCCGCUGUCGAUUGAUGUCUUACCUCCAGAGACGAGCCUUAUAUAUGGUGAGUCUCCUGUAGUACUCGAGCCUGGCAGUGAUGAGAAUUUAAUAAUGACUAUUUUCGGACAUAGCGCAAAUGCUGGUCGAAAAUGGGUCGGUUUUGGUGCCGACCAGGUUAUUCUAGUGAGAGAUGAGUCUGCUCGAAAUGAAAUCUUCAACUAUAUUGGUCAUCAAGCUCUGGUUUUGACUAUAGUUGAGUGCAAAGGCCUCGAGUUUCAGGAUGUCCUGUUAUACAAUUUCUUCGGCUCUUCACCUUUGAGCAAUCAAUGGCGAGUCUUGUACGAAUUCUUGAAAGAAAAAGACCUCCUUGAUGCAAAUUCUCCAAACUCCUUCCCGAGUUUCAGUCACUCUAAACACAGUCUCUUGUGCUCUGAACUCAAGCAACUAUACGUGGCGAUCACUCGUACGAGGCAAAGAUUAUGGAUAUGUGAGAACAACGAAGAGCUUUCGAAGCCUAUGCUCGACUACUGGAGGAGACUUUGCCUUGUCCAAGUAAGAAAAAUUGACGAUUCACUAGCAGAGGCAAUGCAGAGGGCAAGCACCCCCGAGGAGUGGAAAUCGCAGGGGAUCAAGCUUUUCUGGGAGAAAAAUUACGAGAUGGCGACUUUGUGCUUUGAGAAAGCAGCCGAUGAGACGUGGGAGAAAAGGGCUAAAGCUUCCGGGCUAAGAGCUUCUGCCGAUACUCUUCGCGGUUUGAAUCCGGACGAGGCUCACGUGAUGCUUAGAGAGGCAGCCGAAAUCUUUGAUUCCAUUGGGAGAGCUGAUUCAGCAGCUGAAUGUUUUUGCGAAUUGGGGGAAUACGAAAGAGCAGGGAACAUAUAUUUGAAAAAGUGUGGUAUAUCCGAGCUCAGAAAGGCUGGUGAAUGUUUCUCUCUUGCCGGAAGUUACAGAACUGCGGCAGAAGUUUACGCAAAAGGGAACUUUUUCGAUGAGUGCUUGACAGCUUGCACCAAAGGGAACUAUUUCGACCUCGGCUUGCAGUAUAUUGAGCAGUGGAAGCAACAGAUGUCACUGAACAGCAAGCUUCACACGAAAUCCAAGGAGAUUGAAAAAAUCUCUCAGGAGUUUCUAGAAAAAAUUGCUGUGGAAUGUCACAAGAAAAAGGAUAACGCUUCAUUAAUGAAGUUCGUCCGGGCCUUCAACACUAUGGAGUCCAAACGCCUUUUCUUGAAGUCAAUCGAUUGCCUUGACGAGCUUCUAACUUUGGAGGAAGAGUCCGGAAACUUCCAUGAGGCUGCGGAUAUCGCAAAGCGCCUCGGAGAUAUUUUACGAGAGGCUGAUCUUCUAGAAAAGGCCGGUGAUUAUUCAGAUGCCACCUCGCUCAUACUUUCGUAUGUGCUGUCGAAUUCUCUUUGGCAGCCCGGCAGCCAUGGAUGGCCGUUAAAGGCUUUUUCUUCUAAGGAGAAACUUUUAACCAAAGCCGUGUCUAUUGCACGGAAGGUCUCUGGAACUUUUCAUGCAUCAGUUUCUUCAUCGGCCAAUGCUAUUAUGACUCAUGAACAGCAGAAGAACUUGUCUGAGUUAAUGCAGUGGUACCGCUCGGCAAGCCAGAGUUUUUCUCGUACGGGCGUGAUUCUAACCGUAAGAAAACUUUUAGACAGCCAUCUUCAAGUACAUCCGACCAAGUUCGAGUGGGAUCUUAAACCAGAAAACAAUACAAGGCUAGUUGAGAGGAUUUUAAGGAACCAAGCCUCGUGCAGAACCCUUGUUUACGUUUGGAACUUAUGGAAAUCGGACGUUUUUCGGAUCUUAGACUGUCUGGACUCUCUCAAAUGGCAGCAUCUCGAGAGCUCUCAAGACACUGCAGAAUUCUGCUUUAACUAUUUUGGGGUCCGGUCGGCUCAAAAUUUAAGUGGCAGCUUUGUGUUGCUAAAACCCGAUGCUGCAUGGGUUGCAAAUGCUGUCGAUAAAAGGUUCAUCGUGAGGGAAAAUAAGUUGGCGUUUCUUGAUGCUCGUCAUUUUGUCACGGCUUCUCAAAAUUACUGGCGUGGGGAAUUGAUUUCUACUGGGUUUAAGGUAUUAGAGGUUCUUCAGACACUACAUAAAUUUUCCUUUUCGAGGCCCAUAUCCAAGUACUGCCAAUGUUCCACACUGAUUUGCAUAUAUGAAGUGACGAGAUUCUUUAUCGAGUCGAAUUCUCUUGAUGUGAAGAAAGGUGAUGAACGCAGGCUACAAGAGUUUCUCCAGCUGUCUGCCAAAUACUUUGAAUUUGUUUUCCCUUUGGACCCUCGGCAGUCUUUGUCCGAAAAUCUGAUCUGGUUAAGGGAAACUGAAAUCUCCAAGGAUUUACUCGGAGAGAUUAUUUCGAUGAAUAUUAGCACAAGGGAUGGGCACACAUACGCUCAAUUCGGACGGGUAGUAACGAUAAUGCUAGCUUCCGGCAAGCCAAGGCCUGAACUUCUCAGGAGAAUUACCGAAAGAUUUGGCGGAAACAUGUCUUGGAAGCCGUUCAUGGAAAGUUUUGAAAAGGCUAUGAAUUCGUAUUCGAGUGGUUCGGAGAUUAUGAUACGAGAGUUUCACAGAGUAUUGGAAGAGUCCUUCCACGCCAGGUGGAGUCAAAAAGACUGCAUAUCUCCGAACUGUUUCGUUUAUCUUGUGGAGAGGCUUUUGAUUUUGGUCCCUCACCCUAAGGGCAUAUUUUUUACCUCGAAAUCUUCGUUCGUGGAGCACGUAAUGUGCCUGCAGCCAGAUGCCGACCCAUGUGCCGGUUUCUUCACGGACAAGAAAUUUUACUCGAGUGACAUUUUCAAGUUUCUCUUCUGGGUGGUUCAGCAGUGCCUCUUUAAGUAUCGCGAGGCAGAAGGGUGGAUCAAAAAAUCGGGUAUUAACUGCAGGUACUAUCUCCCGGUGCUGGUGCUGAGAUUGAUCAUAAUCCUCUGCUCUUUGUGCCUGAACUCGGAUUGUCCAUUCAACGUACUAUACGAGAUGCUCAAUGCACAACACAUCAGAUCAAAGCUGCCGGUGGACUUCUGUCGGGCUCUUUGUGGCAGGAGGAAAGAUGUCUCGUACGUUGAUUUAGUUGCAUCGGCUUUCAAACUGAUCGGAGAUCCUCUCGUGAUCGUGUCCUCCGGUGGGGCCCGCUCAAGGUUUGCGUGUCCAGAUGCCGUUUUCCUUGACAUGAGCUCUUUCUCGCGCAGAAACGAGGUCUUGGAAGUACUUUUUCCUAAGAGCACUGAUUAUUCAGACGAGCAACCGUCGGAUGAAGUAGCAAUUAUUAUUCCUCCUCCUCUGGUGAGUGGCACUACCGAACCGAAUGAGGAAAGUGAUAUAAAGUCGAGCUCGGAGAAUGAAAUUAAAGGGAAAGUUGAAAUAAAUUGGGGACUCAUUCGAGAAAUGUCCGAGGCCUUGGAGUCACUUGAGAAAACGAGUGGCGACCGGAAAUUGGAGAGCCUUGUUCUAGAAAAGAAGGUGGAAAUUGAGGAGCAUAUGAAUCUUUUGAUAUCAACAAUGUCCGAGUCGAGAUCUGAUUCCGGUGAAGAAGGUGAAAAUGAGCUGCAUUUAGCAACCGACGUGUUUGAGGAAUUGAACACGAUAUGUUCUUCGUUGGAUACUACGAGUAUUGGACUCGAUCAUAAAACAAUUUCUUCGGUUGGACAACAUUUGAAGAGCUUGGAAAUGAGAAUUCCAAAGAGUUCUUCAUAUUCAAGCGUGGAGAAUGAUGAGCCGAAUGUUGCAAGUGUUGCUCCUCAACAGAUGGACGUCGAAAAAGAAGAAGAAGAAGAAGAAGAAGCUUCCGGAAGCAGUGUUUAUCCGACUGAAGAUAGAAAAACGACUCGGGAUUUGUUAGCUGGUGGAAAGAAUCUUGGCAGUGAGGGCGCUGGAUGCAGUAAGGGAAAGGGGCAGAGCAAGAAAAAUAAGAAGUCGAAAAAAGGGAAAGGCGGGCGAAGGAAGUAA
This is a messenger RNA of Striga hermonthica, 8361 nucleotides long. Lineage: Eukaryota; Viridiplantae; Streptophyta; Magnoliopsida; Lamiales; Orobanchaceae. The record is from the annotation of a GenBank genome assembly.